Bradysia coprophila is the source of this 4600-nucleotide messenger RNA. RefSeq names its product solute carrier family 35 member F3. Gene Ontology annotation, molecular function: transmembrane transporter activity. Gene Ontology annotation, biological process: transmembrane transport. Lineage: Eukaryota; Metazoa; Arthropoda; Insecta; Diptera; Sciaridae. Gene Ontology annotation, cellular component: membrane. The record is from RefSeq and is a predicted model, not a curated record.
ACCCUACAGUAUAAAUCCGAUUUCUCAUCGAGCUUUUCAUGUAUUAUUUCAUGAAAACAAAUUCAUGCGCAUGCGUAUAACAGAUUUUCAUCAGGGGAUUUUUUUAUCAAUCAAUUGGUGGGUGAAAUUUAGUUUUCCAAGUUAUUAUUUCAAUGAAUUACGAGUGAAACGAUUUCAAGUGUUUCUUUUUCGACGAUUUUUUGAAUAAAUAAUUAACCCAACUUUCAGCCCACAAACGAAUUGAAAAUGUAUUGAAAAGUGAAUGUUGGAAAUUUGUUAUGUUAUUUCCUAAAUGGAUGUGAAUAAUCAAAGGAACCGUAAACAAAAAACUCGAUAACAUCGAUUCAAACAAGAAGAAAAGAAAAACUUUGGAAACACAGUAUGGAGCAACAGGAUGAGGCUUAUCACACUUGAAAUGGAACAAAUGAUAAUUUUGUGCAAACAUUGACAAAAUGCCCAGAGACGGUGAAAUAGCUGCCAUAUUCAAUCCUCGACGGGUUCGGGCACCAUCCGUUGUUGUCACUGGCGAUUCACCGAAUGGUCCCUUUAGCGGCUUUACGAAUGUUGCGAACACUACCACUCCCCAAUUGAUUCAUUCAGAUUCUAUAGCGUCCGGGCAUCCAGAUACCGUUGAGAGUAUUGUUUGCAUUCAGAACAAUGCAUCAACGCCAACAGCCGACACAGCUCCAACGCUGCCGAAUUCUUCUCGAUCCAGCAACAAAUGCAAAGAUUCCUGUUGCUCAGAAUUGGCUCAGAAGAUGUAUUUCGGCGUAUGUGUGACCAUACUUGUAACGGCCUCAUGGGUGGGCGCAACGCAUUGCAUCAAAUUCUUAUACAUUCGACGAAGUAGCGUAACACAUCAAACUAUUAUAUCCGAUGACAUCGAUAGUAAUUCAUCAGUUUUCUACAUUUCAAAGAUGACGACGAUACGUGAAUUUAAUGCACCAUUUUUUGCAUCAUGGUUUUGUACGAAUUUUGCUAUUUUAUUCUUUCCGAUAUAUUUACUGGGUCGGAUUGCGGUGAAAAAGUGCGAAAGUCCGAGUGAAAUGCUGGGUGAUGUUCUGCGCGGCUUACGGGAUCGUGGCUUUACACCAGGUCGAUUUUUUAAUCGUUGCAUCACAUUUUGUGUUCUAUGGCAACUUACUACGUACUUAUAUGCAUUAUCGUUAAGAGCCCUGUUAGCCACGGACGUGAUGGCCCUAUUUGCCACGAAUGUUGCGUGCGCUUAUCUUUUAUCAUGGGUGAUACUUCACGAACAGUUCGUUGGAGUUCGAGUAAGUAAAUCGACCAAACGUAUACUUGUGGCCACGAUCAACCAAUUCCAAUUUUUUAUCCAACAGAUUGUAGCUGUAAUAAUGUGUGAUACAGGAAUUGCGUUACUUGCCUAUAUGGACGGCAUAACAGGGAGUCCUACAUUAGGCGGAGUUGUGUUAGCUGUUUUAUCAGCUGCUGGUUACGCAGUCUUCAAAGUGAUGUUUAGAAAGGUCAUGCGUGAACCACCUGUUGGCCAGGUAGCGUUCACAUUCACAAUAUUAGGAUUUAUAAAUGCGUCGCUUAUAUGGCCGGUGUGUUUGGCAUUGUAUUUUUCGGGAACGGAGAGUAUGCCGUGGGAACGUGUAUCUUGGAUUAUUUUACUUAUAGCCAGUGUACUGAUGUUAGUUUUUCAUAUUUUAACUCAGUUUAGUGCUGCGGUCACAUACAAUCUGUUCGUAACAUUAGGAUUGAUUACUUCGGUUCCCGUUUCGGCUGCUUUGGAUGUGGUGCUUUAUGGUGCGAAUUUCGCUGGUAUGAAAUUAGCUGGUGUAGUACUGAUAUCAAUUGGAUUUUUCCUAGUCAUGUUUCCGAAUAAUUGGCCCGAUUACAUAACAAGACUUAUACGAAAAACUGGUCGUGCAAUCCUCCGAAACCAAUGUUGUUGCGAAUUCGCCGAAAUUGAUUACGAUAAGUCGAAAUAUCAUCUUGUUGGGUCAUUCUGCGAGAUGGGGUCGAGGUCCCCACAGCAGAACAUCUGGGGGUCAUCAUCCCGCUGUCAUAGAUUAUCGGACGGGUUACAUUCGAUCCCAUCUUCGCUCUCCAUCUGGCAGGGUCAGAUGACUGAAUACACACUUCCAACCACCAAAUCGAUCAAUAAAACAAUGUCUGAAACCAAUUUCAUGGAUACACGAUUUGCACGAAAAUAUUCCUAUGUAUCAACUGAUUGAUUAAUCAAAUUAGCGAUUUGUGUUGACGGUUUUUUUUUGUGUUAGACAAUUUUGUAGCGAAAACGAAUGAAAUUGAAAUUGCAAAGAAGAAGGAAAAAAUUAUAAGACAAAAAGUUUAGUCGAAAGUUUAAAAUAGUAAAAACCAUAAAAUAUUUGUAUUUAAAUAUAGGUGUUCGCGUGUUGGAACUUGUAGUCAAAAAUUAUGUAAAAAUUCAAAAUAUAUCACAACCAAAAAUUUAUUUACACGGAUGCAUUAAACAUUAUGUCGCAGAAUUUGUUAAGUUAUAGACAUGAAGCAAUAUUAAUUGAAUCGAAUUUGUAUUUUUUUAAUUUUAACUAAUUGAGUCUGACGAAAUGUAAUUUCGACAAUGCGAACAAAUUGCGAAUCUUUGGAAGUAUUGUCAUUUUCUAGAGGCGUUAUUAACUGUUCUGUACUGUAGCCACUAGAAUUCUGCCAUUUUAAACCAAAAUAAAAAAAAAAUCGAAUUUGUGUUUCGGGCUUUGAAGAGCUUUCGAGAGCUCUGCGUUUCUUUUGUAUUCCAUAGAAAUCUAUCACUUUUCCAAUGAAAUCCAAAAAGAGCUCAAAGCUUUCGAAAGCUCUGCGACAGACUCAUAAAAUACGAUACGCUGUUUUGGCUUAACCAACAGUUUUGAAAGUUGUCAGUAAUAGCCAGAAGAAGCCAAGCUGGACAAUAAAGAAAUGAGACGAUUGACAUUUCCCAUUCGCGCAAUCAAAACGAAUAUUUACGCGCUGAAAUAUGAAAAGUUGUUUUUGGUUUAGAUUGGAAUAGUAGUACAGACCGAACUUAACCUGUCAAAUACGGCUAUUCGUCUGUUAAUUGAGGUACGAGAUUUGAAAUCAACCUAUUAAAAAUAAUUUGAUCGAUGGAAGUAAUAGACCCGAUAAUAUCAUACUGGUCUUAUGAUUGUCGUUUGUAAUGGGUUAAAUCGGAAAGUUUAAUCUAAAAUAAUAUGUUUGACCCGACGUGCAAUGGAUGAUAAAAUUUCUUUAAGGUGAGAUAACUUAAUUAGCUAAAUAAUUCCCGUCAGCGCUGAUAAAUUUAACAGCCAACAGUUAAAUUCAUCCGGGUAAAUUUAUACCAGCCUUUGGUAGGUUGUUUGUCCAGUUAAAUUUAACUGAUAAGACGUAAAAUUUAUCAGCGGUGACGUGCAUUGGAGCUUGCAACGCACUGUGCGUUGGACAGUGCUUUGGAGCUUGUCAUAGAGACUUUGUGCUACUCAAAUUAAUUUUGAAAAUUUCGAUUAGAUCACUCUUAAUCAAAAGCUAUGGCUCGGAAGAGAUUUUAUGUUUUUCAAAUGUUCGAAUGCUGCAAAACUUUUUGUUAUAAUUGUGUAGUGACACAAAAUAAAGCGUAGAUUGUGUGGUAGUGACAGAAUAAUAGAAAAACGAAUCAAUUUUGAAAGAGACUACGAAGAACCUUUAAACAUUUAAAGCGCUGAAUGAUCUGAACCAAACACGAAAAGGGUUUUUAUGAAUGAUCGAUUUAGUAAAAAAGCAGAUUUUUAAUGCGAUGUUAUAACGUCCGAAGACAAUUUGAAUGGAGAACUCAAAACUUUUAAGAUGUUUUAUGUGAUUUAAAAUGAAAUAAGUGGCAACAUUUCUAAAUCAAUGGCUGAGAAAAGUGCAAAGAUUUUAGUGAAAUAUUGUCCUAUCAAAUUAAGAACUCAAAUUCACUAAUGGUGAUCGAAGCAUUUAGAGGUAAUGAAUAAGAGUGUAAUUACUUCACAGAAACAAGCCUAAAACUGUGGAGACAAUAAACCAGUCAACGUGUUAACACGAAGAAAAUGGAUUGCAUAAAUUGAAUGUCUUUGUUGUCCCCACAGCUAGUGGUUGCGUUAAUUUUGUGGAGCACUUUAUUGUCCAUAUAUUUCCUACUUAUUUGUUUGCUGGUUGGCCAAAGCGCGUAUUAUUUCUUGAAAACUUUUAUGGAUAGUUCUCAUUAUCUUUGGUCAUUGAUUCAGAAAUCCUGGAACUGAUAGCACCACUUUUACCGGAAACAGACUAUUUUUGUCUUUAUUUGAGAAUUUUCUAUAAACUUUGCAGAAUGUUAAAAUUUUCAAACAUUCAUACACUGAAUGUUUGUCAGUCCAUAAGAGAUGGGUGCAGCCUCUUUAGGAGGAAAAAAAGCUAUUUUGUGUUGAGUCAAUAAAAAUCCAUUCUCAAUUUCAGAAGUGAUAUUAAAUUGAUAAAAAAAAUAUUUAAAGGAAAAAACUGUUGUUGUUUAAUGAACACCGAAUUUGAAUAAAUUAGGAAUUAAUUAAUUAAAUUAGAUGUAAGCAAUGUAAUAAAUGUCAAUCUAAUUUCAUUUAAUUUAAUGUAAUUUAACGAAGUGAACACUUUGGACAACUAUUUAAAUCAAUAAAAUUAAUAAUUUAAA